AAAACACUCUCUUCCCAACAUUCGCUGACACGCACUACUCUUCCAAUGCAGCCAUGAUCAAACGAACGUACUCCAAGCGCAAGCUUGGAGUCUCAUUCAGCACGGAUGGCACUACCACUAAAUAUCGACGUGUCGAUGAUAGGGACAACACUCUCUUCUCGAGCCCUUCGCGUUCGCCCACGAUCUUCUCGGACGACAACACCCCUCACAACGAGACCCCACCGUCCUCACCUGUCGUCUCCGUAUCGAUAUCCAUUGCGGAAAAUGAGAAAGCCGCAUUAGAUAAUAUCGACAAGGUUGAAUCCAAACAGAAGCCCUCCAGCUCAGAACUUCCCGCCACCGCAGUAGUCAAGCGGCUCACGUCGCCGACAAGGCCACUACGAGACCUCACGGCACGAGCACAAGCACAGUCACAGGCACCAGUGCUAUUACCGAUGGCAAAGACGGCGCAAAGUCGCAGACGAGAGACGAAAGAAGGCGAGCGCCCGAAACGGAUGCAGCUGACGCAGACGCGGCUCGACCUGGGCCAGCAGGUCCAGCGGCGUUGUCCAACCUGCGGCAUGGAGUACCGACCUUCGCUGCGCGAGGAUAGGCAGUUACAUGACAAGUUCCAUGGCCGGAACGUGGAUGGGAUCACCAUGCCGGCGAGCAUGCGACGGCGCGACUUGGCGGCGACCGCCUACGAGGAAGAGACUAUCGUCGUCGUAGAACGCGAGCAGCGCAGGCAGCCUACAGCGCGACGGUUGGUGCGCGCGGCGCUCGACGUCGUCGAGACGGAGCUCGGCGGCAUAGGCAUUGAUGACGACAGGCUUUGGAGCGAGGUACGCGAGCCCGCAGGCGUGGAUGACAGCGACGACAACGCGCAGAGCAGGACGUGCGACCGCUACAAGACGUUUUUUUAUGUGCGCAGAGACAAGAUCUUGGGUGUGUGCUUGGCGGAGCGCAUCUUCGCGGCGUACCCGGUGCUUGCUACGCCGUCUUCGGCGACAACGACGGCGACAACGACGGCUACAACGACGGCGACAACGACGGCUACAACGACGGCGACAACGACGGCGACAACGACAGCGACAACGACGACGAUGACAUCAUCGUCGUCGUCCGCGCUUGAGACCGCACAGCACGCGCAGCCAGCAACGCUGGGCAUCUCGCGGAUAUGGGUGUCGAAGUGUGCACGCGGCCAGGGAAUAGCGACCAAGCUGCUCUCCUUCGCCGCAAGCCGGUUCAUAUAUCAAGUGUCCAUCCCGAGGGAGCGCGUUGCCUUCAGCCAGCCCACUGCCAGCGGUGCCGAACUGGCCAGGCGCUUCUUCGGCAAGCAUAGCGGGUGGCUAGUGUACCCUGGUUAGGAGUCUGCGCACAUGCACUCGCACGCCGAUCUGCUGACGACGAUGGCUCGGAGCAUGAGGACUGGUGGAGAGGGACCUGGACGUCUUCGGUUCUUUGCGUCGGGCGGUCGACGUCUCCGCAGCGUGGUUCGUUAGGAACCACAGAGUGGUGUUGACCUUUCGUAUGUGUGUGAUGAGCCUCAAGGAAAAGGUUGGGCGAUCCAAAGGUCGCUAUGUGAUGACGCGAUAUGGCGGUCAUGCUCCAAGAGUUCGGAAUCUUCUAAUUUUUUUAAUUUUUAAAUCCGAAGCCAAUGCGUAACCUUCUCAGGGUCUCUACCGCAUGAUCCCGUGUUGCACCUAGUCUUACGCAUCGGCCAGAUGCUAAACAAGUAUACGUAUGCAGAGGAGAAAGAUUGAAACAUAAAUAAUGAUCAGGAACCCUGGAUUGAUUCGCGAUAUUCAUCAUAAUCUCUUUCAUUUCAUUACAAC
Messenger RNA from Verruconis gallopava, 1814 nucleotides. RefSeq lists its product as uncharacterized. Gene Ontology annotation, biological process: mitotic sister chromatid cohesion. The record is from RefSeq and is a predicted model, not a curated record. Bases 54 to 1346 code for a protein of 430 amino acids. Gene Ontology annotation, cellular component: nucleus; chromatin. Gene Ontology annotation, molecular function: protein-lysine-acetyltransferase activity. NCBI's taxonomy places the organism in Eukaryota, Fungi, Ascomycota, Dothideomycetes, Venturiales, Sympoventuriaceae. The transcript has a single exon.